AUGUCUUCCUUGAUCGAAGUUGUGUCGACGCGGGCUUCCAAGUCUCCAGGAUGGGCAUACGUCCCCGCUACCCGGUUCGAUGCCCCCGCCAACAGCCGCAGAGAGACCGGUGGCCGGAAACGAGCAGCGCGAGAGAUUGGCGGCGACACCAGCGGCGCGAGAUCCGAUCUUAAUUCAAGACAACGCAGCGCUAUCGCCAAACAUUUAGAAGCCCUGGAGAAGGAGAAUCAUACGGAAACAUCGAUUCCCGUACCGCAAAGACGUCAGAGGGAGCACACGCUCAAAGGUGUGAGAAGUAAGACCUCCUCCAACACUCGGAAGAUCAUUACCUCUGGGAAACAGUUCAAAAACUACCUUGCUGCGGAAGAACCGGCGACUCUCGCACUAUCAGCUUCAACAAUAACAACCGCAACAACUUUGAGCCAGCGUUCAAACGUUAUAAAACCAUCAGACACACCAGCUCCUCAAGCGGAUACCAAUGCCAACCGCCCUCUUCCCAAAUCAGCCAACCAGCCCUCCGAGUUGAUCGCAUCUGACUCUGAUAACGACCCCCUCAUACGAUCUUACAUUCCAUCAGCGCCCUCUGAACGCAUUAUGAUGGCCCUCGUCUCGGAGCCGCCAUUGUCAUAUCAGGCCUCUCGUGCCACAUUGCCGGCUAACAGUUAA
Arthroderma uncinatum is the source of this 666-nucleotide messenger RNA. RefSeq lists its product as uncharacterized. Gene Ontology annotation, cellular component: Swr1 complex. Gene Ontology annotation, biological process: chromatin remodeling. Gene Ontology annotation, molecular function: nucleosome binding. Lineage: Eukaryota; Fungi; Ascomycota; Eurotiomycetes; Onygenales; Arthrodermataceae. The record is from RefSeq and is a predicted model, not a curated record. The transcript is spliced from 3 exons. The coding region runs from base 1 to 666 and encodes 221 amino acids.